AGGCGGAGCGAGAGGGAUUGAGACGCGGCCAGUGCGACACACACACACACACACACACACACACACACACACACUCGCUGAGAGAAAGUGGGAAAUCCCGCUGGCAGUGGUUCCACCGCUGCUUUCUCGUUAUUUUGUCUCGUUAUUGUUUCACUUCAGGAGCGGUGAAGGAUUUGAGGCGGAAGCUCCAGAAAGACAUGCCCAGACACAAUAUGGAAACACAGAGGAGUCAAUGGGAUCCGCUCAUGAGAUCGCCGUGGAUCGUGAGAGUGGAGCAGAGCCCCGCCUCCUCGGGGGCGGAGUCAGACACCGAAGGCAGCAGCACAGAGACCGAACGGCAUCAAGCCAAACUGGGAGGCGGAGUCUCGCUGACAUCACCGUCGAUGCUGCUGCAGCAGCGAAUCACGGAGCUCGACCAGCAGAGGGAGGAGCUAAAGAUUGAGCUGCAGCUGGAGGUGGCGCUGCUGCGCGGGGAGCUGCAGGCCGAGGAGGAGUGUCUGCGCAGACACACAGAGCAGCUGCAGGUGCUGCAGGAGAAGGACAGGCAGCGCAGGAGCCGGCAGCGGGCCAGCAGACAGAAGGAGAGGGAUGCUCUGGAGGCCACAGUGCGAGCGUUUGAAGACAUGGAGUUCCACGUUCUGGAGCUGGAGAGCGGAGUGGAAGACAAGCGAGAAGGAGAGGAUGGAGAAAGUCAAAUGGUCAUCGAAAGAGAGAUAAGCAGAGUACAGCACACGCGCAACGCAUCUCAGGAACGAGUCCAGCGACUGGAGAAGCAGCUGAAGGAAAUGGAGAAAGAAAAGGAGAAAGCGCUGAGCUCCCUCAGACAGGAGAGAAAGGAGCUGCUGCACAGCUCUCAGAGGGUUUUGAAAGAGAAGAAGCCUCUCACUGAUUGGUCCAACAUCACUGGCUCCACCCCCUGCGUGAUGUCACUCAGCCCUCUGACCAUUCACAAGGCAGCGCAGGAAUCACUGAAGGACGGAUCCAGUUUGCCUCGCAGACGCAGCUCGCACAAGAAGAACACAGACAGACCGCUCUCUGCACAAGUGUUGGUGCGCAUGACUCCAGACAGGUCGCCUCGCCUUCCUCAUCUCGCCCACAGACUGAGUAAUGGACACUGUAACGAGCUGAGAUCAGCAGCACAGAGCGUUGGGAACGACUCGCACACACCGUGCAACAGCACCAGCAGCUCCCGCGCGCCCAGCCCGCAGAGCCUCCUGGAUUUAGUGCAGAUGGAGCAGAAACUCCGAGAGGCCAAAGCGGAGCGGGAACGUCUGCUGAAGGAGAGAACUGAAGUUGUUUGUGUUUCGCAGCAGGGCGUCCCGCUGUCUCUGACGGUGAACUUUGACCUGCGGGCUCAUGUGGAGGCUCUGGGUCAUAACGUGUCGGGCUGUAUGGGGGUCAAUCUGUCUCCCCGGAGGUGCGGAGGCUUUCUGACCAAACGCGGAGGACGAGUGAAGACCUGGAGGAGGAGGUGGUUCAUCUUCGAUCUGGACCACCAGAGACUGGCCUACUACACCGAACUCGAUGAGAAGAAACUCAAAGGCGUGAUUUACUUCCAGGCCAUCGAGGAGGUUUAUUACGAUCAUCUGCGAACAGCUACAACAUCUCCGCGGCCGAGUCUCACCUUCUGUGUGAAAACAUACGAGCGGCUCUUUUUCCUGGCGGCUCACAGCGCUGAAGCCAUGAGGAUCUGGAUGGACGUUAUAGUCACGGCCACAGACGAACACAGCAGAUACUGAUGAAAGCUGCAGAUCAGAUCACUCAGGAGCAGAGGAUGCUGGGAUACGGAGCUUCAGGGGUCUGUGUUCUGCUGCCACCUGCUGUUACACUACCAGAACACACCUCAGUGACUUACGCAUUAUUUAUUACUCUUACUUUUUUGUCAUAUUUUGCUAUUGAAAUGGGGGGGGGGAU
Messenger RNA from Sinocyclocheilus rhinocerous, 1914 nucleotides. Its product is annotated as pleckstrin homology-like domain family B member 3. The coding region runs from base 198 to 1739 and encodes 513 amino acids. The transcript has 13 exons. Lineage: Eukaryota; Metazoa; Chordata; Actinopteri; Cypriniformes; Cyprinidae. The record is from RefSeq and is a predicted model, not a curated record.